GUUUUACAACUACUGAAAAUAAUUGUGUGGAUAACGGAAACCCAACACCUCUCUCUCUCUCUCUCUCACCACAGAGAAAAUCAGCAAUCGACGCUCGUGUUGCUGCUGAAGAAUGUCGAAUUGAGCUGUCGAUUUCAACCUAAACCAGUAUGAGUUUCAGCUCGGACUCUUCCUCUUCGUCGCCGGCCGCCGCUCUGGACUGGAAAUUCUCUCAGGUCUUCGGCGAUAAACUACCCGGUGAAGACGUUCGCGACAUUGAUGUAAUUUCCGCAAUUGAGUUCGACAAAAGCGGCGAUCACUUGGCCGUCGGCGAUCGAGGCGGCCGCGUCGUCAUUUUUCAGGAAAACGGUGCUAAAGAUGACUUAGUCCGAUCCACUCCACGGAACGAGUUGGAGAGACUUGAUAGAGUUAUUGCGAAGCAUCCUAAAUAUCAUUACAAAACGGAGUUUCAAAGUCACGAGCCAGAGUUUGAUUAUUUGAGGAGUGUGGAGAUCGAAGAAAAGAUCAAUAAAGUUAGGUGGUGUGCAGCAUCUACUGGAUCACUAAAUAUUCUAUCAUCAAAUGAUAAGACUAUCAAAUUGUGGAAGGUCAAGGAUCGUCAAGUUAAGCAAGUCAAAGAGAUAGAGACGAGUCAACCAAUAUCUUCAGAGAACUCACUUUUAGGUGAAAAGAGUUUUAUUAAUGGGCAAAAGUCAUCUUUUGUCAAUGGCCAUUCUCUAGAAUGGAAAGAAAACAUAGGGAAUGGCGUGUCUUCUUAUGAUGGAACAAAUGACAAGAUAGCAUGUUUAGAAGAUGCUAGUGUUUCAAGAACUCGAAAGGUGUAUGCGCAUGCUCAUGAUUUCAGUAUCAACUCUAUCUCUGUUAAUAGUGAUUGGGAGACAUUUCUUUCUGGAGAUGAUCUGAGAAUAAAUUUGUGGAAUCUAGAAGUCAGCAAUCAGUGUUUUAAUAUCAUUGACAUGAAGCCUGUAAACAUGGAAGAUCUCAUAGAGGUGAUCACAGCAGUUGAAUUCCAUCCAUCUCACUGUAAUCUGCUAGCUUACAGCAGUUCAAGAGGUUUUAUUCGGCUAGUAGACAUGAGAAAAUCAGCACUAUGUGAUCACAGUGCAACGAUACUAAAAGACGAGGAAUUUCAUGGUCAGAAAUCUUUCUUCACCGAGAUCAUUGCGUCAAUAACUGAUAUGAAGUUUGCAAAUGAUGGAAGACAUAUAUUAAGCCGUGAUUUCAUGAAUCUGAAGCUAUGGGAUAUGCAUAUGGACUCUGGUCCAGUUGCAACAAUUAGGAUUCAUGAAAACCUACGGCCGAAGUUGGCAGAUCUGUACAACAAUGAUGCAAUAUUUGAUAAGUUUGAAUGCUGUGUUUCUAAAGACCACCUUAAUUUUGCAACUGGAUCUUACAGCAAUAUUCUACGUGUGUUCUCUAACGGAAGUGGGGCUGAAGGAGUAACCAUUGAAGCUAGUCGAAACCCAACUAGAAAGCCCCAAGGCCAAACCACAUCAAGACCUCGAAGAUCUUCUCUAAGCAACAUAGCUAGGGGAUUCUACAGACAAGUUGAUGGACGUGGUGCAGAAAGUAACGAUUUUUCGUACGAUUUCAAUUCUAAGUUGCUGCAUAUGGCUUGGCAUCCAUCAACUAAUCUGAUUGCUUGUGCUGCUGGAAGCAGCCUGCUAAUGUAUCAUGCCUAAUGUAUAUAGCAAUUGUACAGACUGCUUAUAGCAAGUGACUUUUAGAUGGUUCAUGUUUUGCGUUGUACCUUGCAACAACAUAGUUUUCGAGCAGCGAAGACUAGAGCCAGUGGGGCUUGUUGCCUCUGCAUAUAUAGAUGUAGCCAGUUUUUGGGCUUUGGAGGAUUCUUGUUUUCCCUUUGGAUGGUGCAUUCUUACCAGUAUCUUCACAAUUGCAAAAAAGUAGUAUUAUUUUCAAA
This is a messenger RNA of Salvia hispanica, 1921 nucleotides long. Its product is annotated as serine/threonine protein phosphatase 2A 55 kDa regulatory subunit B beta isoform-like. Gene Ontology annotation, molecular function: protein binding; protein phosphatase regulator activity. Gene Ontology annotation, cellular component: protein phosphatase type 2A complex. The record is from RefSeq and is a predicted model, not a curated record. Lineage: Eukaryota; Viridiplantae; Streptophyta; Magnoliopsida; Lamiales; Lamiaceae.